GCUGAACCUCUUCAGACACCGUAGGCAGUGGAUCCCGUGCCGGGCAAAAUGGAAGUGAAUCCCCCCAAACAAGAGCACCUGCUGGCGCUGAAAGUGAUGCGGUUAACUAAGCCUACUUUAUUCACCAAUAUUCCAGUAACAUGUGAAGAGAAAGACUUACCUGGAGAUCUCUUCAACCAACUGAUGAGAGAUGAUCCUUCAACUGUACGUGGUGCAGAAAUUUUAAUGUUGGGAGAAAUGUUGACUUUACCUCAAAAUUUCGGAAAUAUAUUCUUGGGAGAGACCUUUUCCAGUUAUAUCAGCGUUCAUAAUGAUAGCAAUCAAAUUGUAAAAGACAUAUUGGUAAAAGCUGACCUGCAGACAAGUUCUCAGCGUUUAAAUCUUUCAGCUUCCAAUGCUGCAGUGGCUGAACUUAAACCUGAUUGUUGUAUUGAUGAUGUCAUACACCAUGAAGUUAAGGAAAUUGGAACACACAUCCUGGUGUGUGCUGUGAGUUAUACAACUCAGGGUGGAGAAAAAAUGUACUUUAGAAAGUUCUUCAAAUUUCAGGUUCUCAAACCAUUGGAUGUGAAAACCAAAUUUUACAAUGCAGAGAGUGACCUCAGUUCUGUGACUGAUGAAGUAUUUCUUGAAGCUCAGAUUCAGAAUAUUACAACCUCACCCAUGUUUAUGGAGAAAGUUUCAUUGGAGCCAUCUAUAAUGUAUAAUGUAACAGAAUUAAAUUCUGUCAACCAAGCUGGAGAAUGUUUAUCAACAUUUGGGUCAAGAGCAUAUUUGCAGCCAAUGGAUACACGCCAGUACUUAUACUGCCUAAAGCCCAAGAAGGAGUUUGCAGAAAAAGCGGGUAUCAUUAAGGGAGUUACAGUAAUUGGAAAAUUGGAUAUUGUAUGGAAAACAAACCUUGGUGAAAGGGGAAGAUUACAAACCAGCCAACUUCAGAGAAUGGCUCCAGGUUAUGGAGAUGUUCGGUUGUCUUUGGAGGCAAUCCCAGAUACUGUAAACCUAGAAGAACCUUUUCAUAUUACCUGUAAAAUAACUAACUGCAGCAGUGAAAGGACGAUGGAUCUGGUUUUGGAAAUGUGUAAUACCAGUUCUAUCCAUUGGUGUGGUAUUUCAGGAAGACAGCUUGGAAAGCUGCAUCCAAGUUCUUCUCUCUGCCUUGCCCUUACUCUGCUGUCUUCGGUACAGGGACUACAAAGUGUUUCCGGCUUAAGAAUAACAGACACAUUCUUAAAGAGAACAUAUGAAUACGAUGACAUCGCACAAGUCUGUGUGGUAUCUUCAGCCGUUAAAGUGGAAAGCUAAAGGAAAUUCCCAGUGUUAUGUUUUUUUCAUUUGUUUUCACAUAACUGCUUUCUGUAUUUUUUUCACUUUUGUGAAAUGUUCAAAUCAGUAGCAAAAAAUAAGUAUAUAUUGUUUUUCUUUCCUGUAAAAAUUAAAAUAUUAAAUAUUUGUUUUGAGAAGAAUCAAAUUUUAUCUUGUGAGUUAUAUUCUUAAGUGGACAUUUUUAUGUUUUCUAUACUUUGCUUCAUUUUAGGUGACCUUUGGACUUUGUUCUACAAAAGUUCUAUAUUUGAGGCCAUUUGUCCUUUAGCAAGUACCUAGAACAGUAGUCAGCAAACUUUUUUAAUAAAGGGCAAAAUACCAAAUAUAGUGCAAGAGCAGCUGUAGGCAAAAAAAAAAAAAAAAAGCACAGUGGUAUUUA
Messenger RNA from Ictidomys tridecemlineatus (thirteen-lined ground squirrel), 1705 nucleotides. It is a transcript of the gene Trappc13, whose product is annotated as trafficking protein particle complex subunit 13. The record is from RefSeq and is a predicted model, not a curated record. NCBI's taxonomy places the organism in Eukaryota, Metazoa, Chordata, Mammalia, Rodentia, Sciuridae. Gene Ontology annotation, cellular component: TRAPPIII protein complex.